Messenger RNA from Pristis pectinata (smalltooth sawfish), 973 nucleotides. Its product is annotated as myelin protein zero-like protein 3. Lineage: Eukaryota; Metazoa; Chordata; Chondrichthyes; Rhinopristiformes; Pristidae. The coding region runs from base 103 to 840 and encodes 245 amino acids. The record is from RefSeq and is a predicted model, not a curated record. Gene Ontology annotation, cellular component: membrane. The transcript is spliced from 6 exons.
GGUCCGGGCAGUGACUGCACUCGUCUCCUCCCCCUCACCUGGGACACGGGUUUCCUGCCUCUGCUUCCGCAGUCACCUGAUGUCGCGUCGAUCGGGGUCGGAAUGAGCCUGAGAUUUCGGAAUCUGGAUCCAGAUCGGACCCCACACCGGAUCCCGACCCUCCUGCUCUUCCCCCUGUUGCUGCUUCCAGGUGCUGCUACUAUUGAAGUUUCUUUGGCAUCAAAGGUCAGAGGUUUCAUUGGAGAGGAUAUAGAACUGAGUUGUAACUUCAGGUCAUCUUCUCCUGUCGCAGAGCGUCUGACGGUGAACUGGUCUUUCCGACCAGCAAAUGGUGGAUCAAAGCAUGGUAUACUCUACUAUCACUCUGCAGCCUUCCCUGCACUGCAAGGCCCAUUGAAGGGUCGAGUCCUGUGGAAUGGGGACCUUCGCAAUGGCAACGCUUCAAUCGUCGUGAAGAAUCUGACCCAGAACGACAAUGGGACAUUCAGUUGUGUGGUGCAGAACCCACCAGACGUCAGCAGCUUUGUGCCGACGACUGAACUCACCGUCACCAAGAAAGAGCUCCCUUUCCGACUGAGUGUGGCAGUCAUGUUGGUGCUGCUGGUGGUUGUGCCGACUCUGCUGGUGGUCACCGUGCUCCUGGUGUGGAUGGGCAAGAGAUUUGAUUUCUGCGGGUCAAAUGCCACAAAGUCAUCAAUCGAGGUGGUGGAAGGAGCUGCUGAUGCUUCUGAAAAUGAUUUGAGGAACAGCUUUUGCAUGCGAUGCACUUGCUUGGAGGAUUCCGACGAGGAAGAUGAGGAUUUCCAUCAGUUUUAUCCCAUGUCAGAAUCGGUUACAUAGCCUGAAGUGUUCCUUGUUCUGGGCAGUGUGGCAGAGUUAUUGGGAAGGCUUCCCGGCUGUUCCCUGAUCGCUGUCAGGGUGGGAGUAGUUUUUCUGUCACCGCUCUGGGUAAUGCAUGAAUGGGGGUGGGGGU